GAUAAGACAGAAAGCGAAGUCCCAUCUGUGUACAGAGUUAUGUGUCUAUGCUGGAGCACAGUUUAACUAACAGGAAAAUUUAGACGUUACAAUAUGAAGGGUCUCUACCUCGUGGAGCCUGCUGUUGGGCUUUACUCCUUCUCUUGUUUCCUCAUCUUCCCUUUGAUGCAACAGUUUGUGUAUCGCCGGCUCUGGGAGGAUAUAACCAACACCACUUACCCUGAGUCUGACAAUGUAACUAGAUGUAUGAAGAACUCCAGCAGCAAUGAGACAAGCCAUCACGAGGAGGUUCAAAAGCAUGCAUCUCUUUUGUCCCUUUACUCCGACUUAUUCUCUGCCAUCCCCUCCUUUGUUGUCACCAUCCUACUUGUGGCUUACAGUGACAGAGGAGGACGCAAGAUUGCCAUUAUAAUGCCUGUGAUUGGAACUCUGCUGUACAUAAGCGGCCUGCUAGCAAUUUCUUUCUUUAAACUAAACAUUUAUUUGAUCAUUGGCUGCUCAAUUGUAAGCUCAUUGUUUGGUGGUUUUGGAACAUUUCUAGGUGGUUGCUUUGCCUAUGUCGCUGAUAUAAGCAAAAAUGAGCACCAGAAGACAUUACGUUUGGCUGGUGUUGAUAUGAUUCUCGGUGUUCUGGCUGGGGUGGCAUCUUUGUCGACUGGUUACUUCCUCAAAGCAGCAGGAUUCAAUUGGCCAUUUAUAACAUCUCUUAUUGGGCUACUUUUAUUGUUGUUGUAUGCUAUUUUUGUACUUGAAGAGACAGUAGAGAAGGUCCCCCCUGACAGCUCUAGCUUGGAUACACCUCCACAAGACUCACCUAUCAAACAAAUGUUUUAUGGCAUUUAUCAUGUAUUUGCUAGAAGGGAUUGUAGGUCCAAAACUAUACUGAUCAUGCUUUUAGUUGCUUUCACAUUUUUUGCCUUUGCUGAUAUUGGAGGAGUCUCCCUUAUUACACUGUAUGAGCUAAAUGAACCACUUUGUUGGACUGGCAUUAUGAUUGGAUACGGCUCUGCGCUCGGCACAAUGGUGUUUCUGACCAGUUUCUUCGGAGUCAUGGCCUUUUCUUACUGCAAGGUGCCUCAGACCAUCAUCGCCUUAAUGGGCAUUUCCUCAUUCACCAUAGGCAUGAUCAUAGUGUCCUUCUCUAAGACAACUGAAAUGAUAUUUUUAGCAAGAAUACCUAUGUUCCUGGCUGCUAUGCCUUUUCCCAUCUUGCGCUCCAUGAUGUCAAAGAUUGUCUCAAGGGCUGAGCAGGGAGCUCUGUUUGCCUGUAUAUCAUGCUCGGAGAGUAUCACUAACACUGUGUCAAUAGCAGCUUUUAAUGGUAUUUAUGCUGCCACAGUGGCUUGGUAUUCUGGGUUUAUCUUUUUGCUGUCUGCAGGACUCUGCAUCAUCCCUUCUAUAUUGAUUGGAAUUUUGAUUGUGAUGAGAGUGGACUUCAGCUCAAAGGACAUACAUGUUCCCAUAGAUGAGCAGGGUCUUUUCCAGGAUCAGACUGACAACAGAGAGGUCAUAAACUAAGUAUAGGUCCUUUUUCUUUUCGCUCGUGCACUGUUCUUUGGUCAAGGAGA
Messenger RNA from Periophthalmus magnuspinnatus, 1568 nucleotides. RefSeq names its product solute carrier family 46 member 3 (gene slc46a3). Lineage: Eukaryota; Metazoa; Chordata; Actinopteri; Gobiiformes; Gobiidae. Gene Ontology annotation, molecular function: transmembrane transporter activity. The record is from RefSeq and is a predicted model, not a curated record. Bases 94 to 1518 code for a protein of 474 amino acids. Gene Ontology annotation, biological process: vacuolar transmembrane transport. Gene Ontology annotation, cellular component: lysosomal membrane. The transcript has 6 exons.